Molecule: messenger RNA, 667 nt
Organism: Drosophila melanogaster (fruit fly)
Lineage: Eukaryota; Metazoa; Arthropoda; Insecta; Diptera; Drosophilidae
Exons: 1
Coding region: 65-385 (106 amino acids)
Molecular function (GO): RNA binding; nucleic acid binding
Source: RefSeq, marked reviewed
GAAAAAGUAAAACUUUGGAUAAUCAUUCAGCUGAUUUUGGUCAAAGGUAAAAGAAAAAAAUACAAUGUUUAGAAACGAUAUCCCGGCACCGACGAGUCCGAGGAGCAGGAUCUGGGUGAGAAACCUACCGCCUUGCACCCGCCAGGAGCUGGUUAUGCUCUGCUUGCCCUUUGGCAAAAUCCUUGGCUCGCUGAUCGUUGAUAACGAAGGGUUCAUCCAGUUUGCUAGGGAGAGCGAGGCCACGAGCGCCAUAGACGCGCUCGACCAAAUUGUCUUCAAAUCGAAGGUUCUCCAGGUCUCGAACGCCACCUUUCCUCCAAUCGAAGGCGGUCAGGUGUUAGUUUGGUAUGAUGAGGAUGGAGUAUACUUCGAGGAUGAAUUUUAGGAUGACGAUGACGAUGAAGGCCACCCUGGCCAGGCAGGAAUUGUGCACAAGCAAGAGGAAGAGAAAUACGAACGGCAAAAACACGAAUUAAAAGAUGAAUAGUGUGGUGUAUCGACAAGCAAAGCAAAGAAGAAUCUCUGCAAAAAAAAAACACUUCGACUCUCUACAAGAAGAAAACAUCAACAGUCUACAAGAAGAAGAUCGCACCAAAUUCCUGGAAGAACGACUCACCAACAUAACUCAAUUCCUAUACUUAUACACGUCUGAAAUAUGAUCUGAAAU